Messenger RNA from Bombina bombina (fire-bellied toad), 4552 nucleotides. Its product is annotated as gastrula zinc finger protein XlCGF52.1. The transcript has 5 exons. The coding region runs from base 269 to 1459 and encodes 396 amino acids. The record is from RefSeq and is a predicted model, not a curated record. Lineage: Eukaryota; Metazoa; Chordata; Amphibia; Anura; Bombinatoridae. Gene Ontology annotation, molecular function: RNA polymerase II cis-regulatory region sequence-specific DNA binding; DNA-binding transcription factor activity. Gene Ontology annotation, biological process: regulation of transcription by RNA polymerase II.
AUCCCUCAAGUAAGGAUGAAAUCCGUGGACUCGUCAUAUCGUAAAAGAAAUAAAUUUAUCAGGUAAGCAUAAAUUUCCUUUUUGCACUUGUAAGUCUUCUAAAGAUUCUUAUUCAUAUUUGUUGGUAUUUUCUUUAAUUAAACACUAAUUAUGGAUCAUCUUGUUCCAUUUGUUUACAGACUGCCAGGACCUUACGAGCAGAAUAAAUAUAAUUAGUGCGGAUCAGUUUAUUCCAGCAGAGCCCGAGGACUUGACGUAAUUAUCAGAAAUGGAUAAGCGCGUGUGUUUGUCAGCGGAUGUACAUGUGAAGACAGAAAAAGAAGAUUCGGAUAUUGAGGGUGAUGUGACCACAAUAAAGUGUGAAAUUGAUCCAGAUGAUUGUUUUCCAGUAAUUGUACAAGACGGUUUAGAGGUGAAGUCAGAGAGAGAGCAGUCAGAAGCUGAGGAUCAUGUGCCCCUGUUAACGGUUGAAAAUUAUACCUCUACAGCCAACGGUUUUCUAGAGAUUUUAGAGGUGAAGUCGGAACAAGAAGAGACGGAUAUUGAAGAUCAUCUGACCUCAAUAAAUAUUGUAAAAAUUGGAUCCACAGUUGAUGGUAAUAGAUUAAAUAUUUUACACCCACUCCAGAGAGCAGCAAAAAUCAGAUUGGUACCACACAGCCCAAACAUACAAAAAGACGAUGAUUAUUAUCAAACUCUGGAAGUAUCUCAACAGUCAACUGAAGAAGAUGAGAGCUCAUCAGAAGAUGAACAACACACAACGUGCACAGAGGCUAAGAAAGGUGUGAAACAAAAACAAAACCUUGACAAAAGGAUUCCAGCUGAAAAUAAACCUUCCACUGAGGGCUCAAAACAUAUUAAACAAAAGGAGAGUCUUCAAUCCCAAAAACCAAAUCCCCCCGAGGAUAAGUCGUUCACUUGCACCGAAUGUGGAAAAAGUUUUACAAGCAAGUACGGUCUCCAGAUACACCAAAGGAUCCAUACAGGGGAGAGGCCUUUCACAUGUAAAGAGUGUGGAAAAUGUUUCACACACAAGAGUAAUCUUAAAUAUCAUGAAAGAAGCCACUCAGGGGAGAAACCGUUCAGUUGUACAGAAUGUGGUAAAAACUUUACAUACAAGUCAAUUCUCCUGCAACACCAAAGGAUCCAUUCAGGGGAGAAACCUUUCACUUGUCCAGAAUGUGGGAAAUGUUUCACACAAAAGAGUACUCUUGCGUAUCACAAAAAGACCCACACAGGGGAGAAACCGUUCACUUGUGUGGAAUGUGGCAAAAGUUGUGCAAAUAAAUCAAAUCUUCUAUUACAUGUGAUUGAUACAGGUGAAAAGCCUUUCACAUGUACAGAUUGUUGGAAAUGCUUCGCGUACAAGUCACAUCUCCUAAGACACCAAAAGAAUCAUAUAGGGGAGAAGCCUUUCACUUGCACAGAGUGCGAGAAAAAUUUCACCAAAAAAAAGUAAUUUCAAAUUCUAUGGAAGGAUCUGCACAGGGAUAAAUAAUGCACCGAUUGGUUCAUACAGGGGUGAAUCUAUUAACAUGUACAGAGAGUGGAAAACACUUUUUACCCAAGAUAAUGAUGGUGGUUACUAUUUUUAUGAUCAUCUCUAUCCAAGUUUAUUGUAUACAGUAUUUUUAACUAAAUCAACUCUAUAGUGACAUUUUAAAUGUACGUGCUCUGCAACUGCUGAAUAUUUUGACAUUUGGUAACUCAUUUUACUGGUGUCUGUAACAGACCAAAACUCCGCUUCUCUGAUUUCUUCUUAUACUAUGGGAAACUACAAAUGAGAUUACCAAGUAAUCAGAGCAAGAGGGAGUUUCUUGUUGUUGUACUAAACUAAAGUUCUAGUCCUCCUCGAGGCAUUUUUUAAAUUUCAUUUAUUAAUUUGCAUAGUCCUGUAUCUAAGCUAAGACUGAAAUGUCCUAAAAUGUAUAGAGAGUCACAGCUCUCUUUUUUUUUUUUUGUGUAGUGAAGAUCAUUUGCUAGUUUGCUUCUCUACACAUUUAACCGUGACUAGGAUGGACUAUCUACUAAUGGUAUCAUAAUGAAAUGUAAAACUGCUAAAGGACAGAUCAGGAAUCUGUUAUGCUCUGUAAACUAACAGUAUUAAUAUGAGGUGCACAUGUUCACACACUCAAGGCAGAUAUUUUUUAUAGUAAUGUAUUAUAUAUAAUACAGAAGGGAUUUACAGGUCAUGUAGCAUAAGUGUCUGUGUAGUGAAUAUACAGAAGGUUUGUAACUAAGUUACCUUAACAUCUUGUGUAGCCAAGUGCUGAGGAAGUUUUUAUUUAUUAAAUAGGUAUUUUAAAACAGUAGAAAAAUUCAAAGGUAAAAAAUGUGUUUAUAAUGAUGUAAGAGUUUAUGUUUUCAUUCAAACAGCAAAAGCAGAAAAAAUCCUAGUUUUGUCUUUUUCUUAAUAGAAGAUUGAAACUUUAAAUGGUUUCUCCCACCUAAAGGGACAGUUUAGUCGAACGUAAACUCAUGAUUCAGAUAAGGCAUGUGAUUUUAAACAACUUUCCAAUUUAAAUUUUUCAUCAAAUUUUAUAAGCCUUUGAAGACCACCUCUUAUCUCUAUGCAUUUUGACAGUUUUUCACAGCUAGAGGGCGCUAAUUCAGGGGUAUCAUAUAUGUAACAUUGUGCUCACGCCCUGGAGUUAUUUAUGAGUCAGCACUGAUUGGCUAAAAUGCAAGUCUGUCGAAAUAAGGGGGCAAUUUUCAGAGGCUUAGAUACAAGGUAAUCGGAGGUAAAAAGUAUAUUAAAAAAAAACUAUUUUUAUAAAGGGAUUAGCUAUCUUUUUAAAACUAAUAAUAAUUCUAGAGUAGACUGUCCCUUUAAUAAUAAUUAUAACAUAUAUAGCUAUUGGGGGGAUUCACAUAUUUGUAUGUUUCCAAAGUCAUUCAGAUAAAGUAUAAACUAGAGAUUCAUUACUUGAAGUGCUUAAACUCUGGUAUUUACAUUUUUCCUUAUUUUUAAUAACUAUCUUGAUAAUGAUAUAUGAAGUUUUCACCAAGUGUUACUAAUUUCUAUAGCUUAGUGGAAAGUUAUUUGAUUUAGUUAAUACCUAUGUUUUUUAUCUGUAACUCUUUUGCAAUCAUUUUCUACCAUAGCCAAUACUUUAAUGACCUAACGUUAAUAAGACCUAUUACAUAGUUUAAAUUAUCUGGAUUAUGUUCAAAUCCCCUUGGUCAUCUUUUAGUUGCUGUGUUUUGAGCCUUAUUAUAUGAUACUUACUAAAUAUUUUAAAGGAAAAUCAAAGUAAAAGAAUAUCAGUGUUGUUCUCACUCACUAGUUAGAAAUAUACAUUUGUACCAUUGCAUACAAACUAACAAAGUGUUUCCCUAUUGGACAUGUUGGAACUGAGGCGUUGAAGUAUUUUUUCUUUAGCAUUCCAUGUGACGUCUCAGUAUAGCAGAAUGUCGUUUUAUUGAUAACUUCCACUCACCUCUGUACAACAUAGCCAUUUAGCCGUUACAUUUCACGGUACAUUCUCAGUAUAAUUAAACAUAUAGUAUCUUAUUCAUUAUUUCUUCAUGUAAGUGUAUGUUCAGUACUGUAGAAAGCAGGUAAGACAUAUUCAUAUUGAACCUUUAUGGGGCCAAAGGUAGCAUGAAUCAAUGUGACAGACUCCAAGUGAAAACACUAAAUGACUAUACUUGAGGAAGAGCUGUGGGUCUAAAGCAGUUAUAGGAUGAUUCCUUCUCCAGCAUUACUAAAGAGACUGAUAUGGUGGAGGAAAUGGAACCCAAUGUAAAAAAAGCACUCACUCUUCCUUAACUCUGAGAGAAGGUCUAAAAAGUAAAUCCACUCUCUCAGGGUAAACAGAGGCACAGGGCACUUAAAAUGUGAGAUGAAAAGGACAAUGUAAGAAAUCAGAGAGCCAAGGAGCAGAGAGUGACCAAACCAAGGUUAAGGAGCCAGAUGUCACAGCUAAAGGUCAACCAACCAGGUGACUCCAGGACGCAAGCCAGGCGUCAGCAAGAUGAUAAUUAGCACAAGAGAGGUUAUGGGCACUGGAAGGGUCAACAAGGUGAGACAAGGAAUUGGGUUUCCAGAACAUCAGAAACAAUACUCACAUCACCAUAUGGAGAUCACCCUGGAGAUGUACCUGUGCUGUGACAGAGGACCACUCUACACAUACUGUAGUGCUGAACAAGGGCAGUGUAUAGUGAAUGAUGUUCUUCCUCCCCCGUAAUGGUAAAAACAUUGACUUUGUGUAGUGAAAAAACGUACUUUACCGAUACUAGGGCGGAGGAAUUCAGGUGGGCAUACGCUUCUCUGUCUCUUUACUACACUCCAGAGUUUGGGUUGCAUAACUCUGCUACAGGAUGAAGGGUCACUUGUUGGAUGACAACACCAGAAAAAUAUUUUUAUUUCUUCAGCGCCAGGGGGCGGAGUAUCCACCUGAACUUCCUUCCUGAGUGUAGAAUUAAGUGAACACAGGAAAACUAUGUGUUGUUUUCAGCACCAAUUUCUCUUUUAUCCGCUACCUUUUUUAACUGUAGUUUUGUUUUUUGCAUUAAAAUAUUAUGCAAUAAAUCUGGAACAAAAAUGUGA